Messenger RNA from Lactuca sativa (garden lettuce), 2115 nucleotides. The record is from RefSeq and is a predicted model, not a curated record. Lineage: Eukaryota; Viridiplantae; Streptophyta; Magnoliopsida; Asterales; Asteraceae.
UGCUGUUAAAUCUUCAUAUUGGGUCCCGGCCCAAGGAAAAAACCGGAAACCGCUUUCUCUGACUCUUUCCUCCCUCCGCCGUCCCGCCGCCCCUAUUGGUUGGCGCCUCCGCCGUCAAGCCUGCCUCGCUGACCGUCUCCACUCUCCAGUAUCGUCUUCGACUCUUCGAAUUCGGCUUCAGUUUUCUCUUCUGUUCAGUGUUCAUCCAUCGACCAUCGUUGCUGCGGCUACAUACAUUGUAAAUCCCUCGUUCUUCCAAUCACACCCUUACUUGAUAACACCAUUCCUUCAAGUCUAUACGUCCGUAACAAAAUCUCAGGGUUAGCAUACCAGUGAUUUGCAAGGUCUCCAAGAACAUUUGCCCAUCUCCGGUCCUGUUCUUCAUCUAUUGCAUGUAGCGAUUACAAGUGCGACGAUGAAGAAAAAUGGAUCAUUUAACAUUUAUCCAACUGAUAAAGAGAAGAAUCUAUUUUAUCUGCUGUGCCAAGUUAUUGCUCAUUUUAAUCUUGAAACCCAGCUUCGUGUUGCUGGUGGGUGGGUGAGGGACAAACUCUUAGGGCAAGAGUGCAAUGACAUCGAUAUCGCCAUUGAUAACAUGUUAGGGCGUGACUUUUGUAUGAAGGUGAACGAAUAUUUGGCUUCUACAGGAGAAGAAAGAAAAGAAUUCAUUGAGAUUCGAAGCAAUCCAGACAAAUCCAAGCAUCUGGAAACAGCAAGAAUGCGUAUCUUUGAUGUCUGGAUUGAUUUUGUCAACUUGCGAUGCGAAGAUUACACCCAAUUCCAAAACAGCAGAAUUCCAAGUAUGCAAUUUGGUUCUGCAGAAGAGGAUGCAUAUCGAAGGGAUCUUACCAUUAACAGCAUGUUUUAUAACAUCCAUACAUGUGAAGUUGAAGAUUUCACAGGAAGAGGGUUAGAUGAUUUGAAGUGUAGGAAAAUCAUGACACCAUUGGAACCAAAGAAGACAUUCUUGGAUGAUCCGUUGAGGGUUCUUAGAGCAAUCCGGUUUAGUACUAGGUUAGAGUUUGAAAGGGAAGAGGUAAAGGUUGCAGCUGGAGACAAUGAUGUGAAAUCAGCAAUUGUUGAUAAAGUCAGCAGAGAAAGAAUCAGGCAUGAGAUUGAUCUUAUGCUAAGUGGGAACCAACCAGCUAAAGCAUUGGGUUAUUUAUCAGACUUUGUUGUCUUCACACCACCUCCAAAUUGCAAGCCUUUAAUCUUAAAAGAAGACAAUAAAGAUAAAAUCUGUGUAGGAUAUAUGGAUCUGGCAUGGAGAUGCAUGUGUGAUUGUGAAGUGGGUGGAUGUGGUUUUACAGAUAAACAGAAGAGGGUGUAUUUGUAUGCGUCUUUGCUCCUUCCACUUUGGAUGACUGUCUACAUAGAUAACAAAAAGAAAACCGCACCCGUUGUGACCUAUAUAAUUAUCAACACUAGUGAUGGUGAUGAGGUUAUGAGGCUGUAUGAUGCAGUUGACAGGUUUUUGUGUUUGAUCCCUUUGAUAUUGUUUGGUGAAGAUAUGGAAAUUCCUUGGGAAACUGAUAUUAUUGAGGUUUCUGUGGCAUCGAAAACAAGAAUCUUGUUGGGUUUGCUUCUGAGGGAAAUCAAAGGUUUAUGGAGGGCUGCAUUGAUGCUGUCUACUUUUUUGUUUAAGAAUACUGCUGUUGAGGAGGGUGUAUUAGUAUUAGGUGGGGAUGAAGUGGAGAAAAGAAGGAAAGUGUUUGUAGAGGUUGAGCAAGAAAUCUUGAGAUUAGGUCUGGAAAAAGUGUGGGAAAUGAAAGCUUUGGUUAAUGGGAAGGAUAUAAUGAGGCAUUUGGGGGUUGAAACUGUUGGCAAAUGGCAGCGAAGAUUACUGCAACUUGCUAACCCUAACCCUUCUUGUGGAAGCGUAAAGGAAUGUUUAGAUUGGAUGACUGAGCAAAUGAAGUUGGAGUAAAUCAAUGCCAAUGGUGAUCGUUUUUGAUACCAAUUAAGCAUAUAAAUUUCAUUCUUUAUAUUUCCUUUCAAAAUCUCUAACUAAUGUUGCCAAUAUAUUAUAUCUUAGUAGCUUGUGAUGUUCAUGUCAUGGCUUUGAGAACCAUUAACACUUUUUAUGCAAAUUCCACCCACAACUCUUGAAUGAUG